Lotus japonicus is the source of this 2960-nucleotide messenger RNA. RefSeq names its product proteinaceous RNase P 1, chloroplastic/mitochondrial-like. Gene Ontology annotation, molecular function: ribonuclease P activity; protein binding. The transcript is spliced from 7 exons. Gene Ontology annotation, biological process: tRNA 5'-leader removal. The record is from RefSeq and is a predicted model, not a curated record. NCBI's taxonomy places the organism in Eukaryota, Viridiplantae, Streptophyta, Magnoliopsida, Fabales, Fabaceae. Bases 218 to 2299 code for a protein of 693 amino acids.
UUACGUUUUUUAAAAUUAAAGGAGUUCAUAUUUUACAAUUUUUCAAACAGACAAUUUUAUGAACAAUUAAAAAAAAAAACAAAUAAUUUCAUGAACAAUAAUAUCUCAUUUCUGUUAACAUAAGUUCCAUAAGAAAGGACACUUUGGUCAUUUGAAGUCACUAGGUUGCAUCUUAUAAAAGCCUAUCAACAUUGGAGAGUUUGAUGGCCAGCCACAUAUGGCCACCUUCACCCUCAGCUUCAACACCCUGCAACAAUCUCUCCCCUUCUCUCAUUCUCUCAAACCAAAGCUUUGUCAUAAUCACUAUGCACUCACUCCUCAUGCUUCUGUUUAUGGAUACAAGAGGGGUUCUUUGGAAUCAAAAGUUAGUAGUAUCAGUAGUGACAGAGUUAGUGAGAGAGUGAAGGAGAAGAAGAAGGACAAUGAAAUUGUGGUGUAUAAGAAGAAUAAGGACACCCCACAAAUGAAAUUGAAGAUUGCUUUCGAUAUGUGUUCCAAAAGAGGAGACAUCAUGGAAGCUUUGUCCUUGUAUGAUGCAGCAAGGUCAGAGGGUCUGAAAUUGCAGCAGCAUCAUUAUACUGUUUUGCUGUAUCUUUGUUCUUCUGCUGCUGUUGGUGUUGUUCAACCAGCUAAAAGUGGAAGUGGUGCUAGAACUUUGAAUGCACAAGUUGAACUUGUGAAUCAUGAGGAUAAUGAUAAUUCAGUUUCGGUUGAUAGAAAUGAGAGAGAUUUUAGUAAUGGGAUUUUGGUGAGUGGGGAUGUCAAGAAAUAUGCACUGAAGAGAGGACUUGAGGUGUAUGAGAGUAUGUCUCAGAGUAAAGUCAAAAUGAAUGAAGCUUCAUUGACAUCUGUGGCUAGAAUGGCUAUGGCAAUAGGUGAUGGUGACAUGGCUUUUGAGAUGGUGAAGCAAAUGAAGAGUUUAGGGAUUAAUCCCAGGUUAAGGUCUUAUGGUCCUGCUUUAUCUACUUUUUGCAAUAAUGGAGAAAUAGAUAAAGCAUUUGCUGUUGAAAAGCACAUGCUGGAACAUGGUGUGUGCCCUGAAGAGCCUGAGUUGGAGGCACUCUUAAGAGUAAGCAAUAGCAUAAGAGCUGGAAAGGGUGAUAAGGUCUAUUAUGUGUUGCAAAAACUAAGGACUAGUGUAAGGAAGGUUUCACCUUCUACUGCACAAUUGAUUAUUGAUUGGUUUAAGAGCACACAGGCUUCAAGAGUGGGGAAGAGAAAAUGGGAUAAAAAAUUGAUAAUGGAAGCAAUAGAAAAUCAUGGUGGUGGCUGGCAUGGGCAAGGUUUGUUGGGAAAGGGAAAAUGGAGAGUUGUUCACACAGCCAUCGGAAAUGAUGGGAUUUGUAAAUGCUGUGGGGUGCACUUGGCCACUAUUGAUCUUGAUCCUAUUGAAACUGAGAAUUUUGCCAAGUCAGUUGCAUCCAUUGCUAUAGAAAGAGAGAAAAAGUCAGACUUUGAGAAAUUCCAAAAAUGGCUUGACUACUAUGGACCUUUUGAAGCCGUGGUAGAUGGUGCAAAUGUAGCUCUUUUUGGCCAAGGGAGAUUCAUACCAUCCAAGAUUAAUGCUGUUGUCAAUGGAAUACGCCAAAAGCUUCCUUCAAAGAAGUUUCCUCUUAUUAUUUUGCAUAAUAGGCGUAUCAAAGGAGACAAAGGGAGUGAAGCAAUUAACGGGGCUUUAAUUGAUAGGUGGAACAAUGCUGAUGCACUCUAUGCAACGCCUACCGGAUCAAAUGAUGAUUGGUACUGGUUAUAUGUAGCUAUAAAAUUUAAAUGCUUAAUUAUCACCAAUGAUGAGAUGAGAGAUCAUCUGUUUCAACUUCUGGGAAAUGACUUCUUCCCCAAGUGGAAAGAAAGGCAUCAGGUACACUUCAGUAUCUCUGAUACUGGUCCAGAGUUCUACAUGCCCCCUCCAUGUUCUGUUGUAAUUCAGGAAUCAGAGGAAGGCCACUGGCAUAUUCCAAUCGAAACAGAACUUAGCAAUGAAUCAGAAAGAAGAUGGUUGUGUAUUACCCGUGCUAAGUCAGAUAUCGUCAGUGAAGAAUCUUCAACAACAUCUAAAGACUAUAAACCCCUGCAAAAUGGGGAGUGUGCCAGACCAGUUACUAGAAAUGCAUCUGCAAAGGAGUUACAACAUCAGAAUCUUGUCAACCACAGAGAAAUGAAGGAAACACCUCAAGAAUUUUACAAGAAUAUUAGAGAUAUUUGUUUAGCACCGGUGUCCUCAGAUAAUAACUCGAUAUUAGCUGAAAUUGAGGCUGCAGAGUUGACUGGUGGUUGUACCAUUGAUUUUCAGAUAUGAAGCUCCCCCUGUCAUGUAGAUUCUCUUGAGCUAUAUCUUGGAAACCUAUUGGAGUGCUCAGAAUCAACAAUGGAGGACUCUCAAUUGUCGUCCCAUAUGACUGACCCGAAGCUCUGAUACCAUUCUGUAAGAUGAGAAGUUGGAUGCAUUUGCACUCUGAAAGAUAAUUUACUGGAGAUUGCAAAACUUUUCAACUCACGCUCUCGGCAUGACCUCACUUUGUGUUGAUUCUUUUCUUCUCUCAGGGGUUAUAUCACUUCUCGGUCUUGAUUGCCUAAUGCUGAAGGGGAUGUGUUUACAAUUUCAAAAUUUUAUACAAAUAUCAAUAAAUCUAUGGAGAUUGAUGACAUGAUGAUAAGCGUAGUGUAUUUUAAAUUUUUUAGAUGCUGCUAAACUCUUCACCAAUGUGAGAGGUGUGGAUCAUGUGGUUAAAUAUUGUAUGACAUGCCAUGAGUGUAUAGUUACUUAAAAAAGAAGAAAUAGAAAGGUAAGAGAUAGAAAAUGAGAAAUGGCAUCAAAAUUAAUAUUCAUAAUCCGGAUCAUAUAUACCGGAACACGAUGCAGUGAACUUGAUGUAAAGUGUACAAGUAAAAGUAUAUUUGUAACUGGUCCAAUGUAUUAUGAUUAGGAUAUAUUUUAAAUAAAUCAAACUAAGGUGAGA